Laccaria bicolor S238N-H82 is the source of this 1464-nucleotide messenger RNA. RefSeq lists its product as uncharacterized. Bases 1 to 1464 code for a protein of 487 amino acids. The record is from RefSeq and is a predicted model, not a curated record. Gene Ontology annotation, cellular component: heterotrimeric G-protein complex. The transcript has 13 exons. Gene Ontology annotation, biological process: adenylate cyclase-modulating G protein-coupled receptor signaling pathway. Gene Ontology annotation, molecular function: GTPase activity; G protein-coupled receptor binding; G-protein beta/gamma-subunit complex binding. NCBI's taxonomy places the organism in Eukaryota, Fungi, Basidiomycota, Agaricomycetes, Agaricales, Hydnangiaceae.
AUGGGUCGCUCUUUCGAAGAAGACCCAUUGACUUUGGCUAUCGCUCCACCGCCAGACGAAACUGCGGAGGAACGCCAAAUAAGAGAGGCGGCGGAAGCAGAGGCCAAGAGGAUUAGUGAUGAGAUCGACGAGCAGCUGCGGAAGGAGAGAGAGGCGGAGAGGAAGAAGAAGAGGCCGGUCAAACUUUUGCUCCUCGGCCAAAGUGAGAGCGGAAAGACCGCUACCCUCAAAAACUUCCAAUUGACAUACGCACGACGAGAAUGGUCCGAGGAACGCGCUGCGUGGCGCGCAGUCAUCUUCCUCAAUCUCGUGCGCAAUGUCAACGUCAUCCUGGACCACCUCAACGCUGAAAUGUCGGACCUCCCAUACAACCCCGACGACUCCCAGGAUGACUUACACAGGCCCCGACCACCUCGGGCACUCCCACGUCUCAAGUUCACUGAGCAACACCGUUUGCUCGUCAAGAAACUCGGUCCUCUGACCAGCGUCCAAAAAGACCUUGAACAAAGGCUGGGUACAGCCACGGCAGAGAUAAAUAGCACUACUGUCACCAUUGCUGCUCCUUUUGACGUGACCCCUACCAACCGACGCGCGUUGCAGGAGUUUUCGAUUAAUUCUUCGAACGGAUGGAAGUCUGCGUUGGGUAAAUUUCGCAUGCGUUCCCAACGGCCCGAGAACGAGCCUGGCCUGACGCGGAAGAUACAAGAAACGGAGGAAGACAUCGUUGAGAUCAUUGCUAGCUGUCGCGACGAGAUCAAGUCUCUAUGGGACGAUUCUAUCGUCAGAGAGAUGCUAAAUAGGAGGAAAGUGAGAGUCGAGGAUUCGCCAGGGUUUUUCAUCAACGAUGCGGAACGCAUUGCAAACAGGGACUACCAACCUACUGAUGAUGACGUUAUCCGGGCCCGUCUUCGAACAAUUGGUGUGCAAGAGUAUCGUUUUGUUUUUGACCAUGGCAGAACAAUGGGUCAGGAGUGGAGACUUUACGAUGUUGGUGGUACACGAAGUAGCAGAGCAGCGUGGUAUCCGUACUUUGACGAUGUUGACGCAAUCAUAUUCCUUGCACCAAUCUCUCCUUUCGAUGAAAAGCUAGCCGAAGAUCGGCGGGUCAACCGACUAGAAGACACCUAUCUACUAUGGCGCUCAGUUUGUGCAUGCAAGCUCCUGGCGCGGACACAGAUUAUUUUAUUCUUGAACAAGUGCGACCUCCUACAGGCAAAACUACAACGAGGAGUCCGAAUACGAGAUUCAGUUCCCAGUUUCGGCGACCGCAAAAACGAUCUUCCAACGGCUACCCGAUACUUCCAAACACACUUUAAGGAAAUAGCGAGACAAUACUCUACUGUGCCACGCCCCUUCUAUGUUCAUCUGACCUCUGUCAUUGAUUCACAGUCCACCGCUGUCACAUUGGGAGCAGUCGAAGAAUCGAUUCUCAGGGAACAUUUACGCCGUGCCGAUCUUAUGUGA